GCAGACGGGCAGACCAACCAGCGUUAUAAGGCAAGCGUCCAGCCAUAGAGAAGAUUCAGAGGGAUUGGUUGGGCGCCACGAGAGGAGGAAGGCAAAAGGCACAGAGAGGAUUGGAGGAGGUGAGAAGAAGAGAAGAAGAUACCCAGCAGCAAGUCAGGGUGGCCAGCAAGGAGGAACGUGAAGAACUGAGAAAGGCAGAGAAACUGUACUUGGAGAACUGGGAAGAGCUGGAGGGGAAAGAGGGCAGUAGACUGGCAAAAUGAGUGACCCAAACUAUGAGAAGAAGUCCAGCAACUGGCCUGACCCUCAGGCUCCACCACCCUUCUCUGAAAACCAGCCGUUUGAGUCAGAGGCUGAUCCGCUGGCACCUCCUGGUCAGCCUCCACCCGCCCCGGGCUAUGGGUCAGCUCCCUCUAUGCCACCUCUUUACCAAGCUUAUUAUGGCCCACCAGAUUCAGGAGGCUACCAAGGUUCGGCUCAAACCCCACAGGCCAUCUUCAUUGUGCCUCCUCAGCCCACCAAUGAGCCCGAUCACCUGUACUACUCUAUCUUCACCAUGCUGUGCUGCUGCCUACCUCUGGGCAUCGCUGCCUUGAUUUUCUCUAUAAAGACUCGCGAUGCCAACCUUGCUGGAAAUGGAACAGUUGCUCGGCAGCAUUCCCGGACAGCGCAGCUCUUGUCCCACCUGGCAGUCGGGGCGGGGCUCACAUUCAUAUGUCUGUAUAUCAUCUUAACUGUGGUUAUGUUUAAGGCAAGAAGUUAUGAGCUACAAAACCCCUGAAGAUGUGUGACACGGCGUGCAUAUCCUAAAAGAUCUCCCCUUCUCUCCAUCCUACCCUCACGCACAGAGAAAUUCUCCUCUGAUGUCAUGCCCUUUUGAAUCGGUCC
Messenger RNA from Podarcis raffonei (Aeolian wall lizard), 888 nucleotides. Its product is annotated as synapse differentiation-inducing gene protein 1-like. The coding region runs from base 260 to 781 and encodes 173 amino acids. NCBI's taxonomy places the organism in Eukaryota, Metazoa, Chordata, Lepidosauria, Squamata, Lacertidae. The record is from RefSeq and is a predicted model, not a curated record. Gene Ontology annotation, cellular component: membrane. The transcript is spliced from 2 exons.